GCACCUCUGUCAAUGAGGCACUGGGUUCAUAUAAUCAGGGGGUCACUGGACACAGGUGUUGUUGGUGAGACGCAAACAGUUUGGAACGUGCAAAGGGAAGUUAUGAGUUCUUUUAUCCAUGUUUCUGGGAAAUAGACUCAUCCCAGAGAAAGUGCUUCUGCUCUGUUUGUUUAGGAAACUGGACACUAUCGUUUCUGGACUCGUCAAAACAGUCAUUUGGUCUUUUGAUGGUCAUCGGGGUCACUACACUGAUCAACUUUGAUUUCAAUUCUAGUGGAGUUGCAACAGAAUCUGCGAGGAGAUCAAAUAUGCCAGAUAAUGUCCAAAUAACAGCGUUGGACUUCUGCUGUGGGUUGGCUGUGUUCCGGGGACCAGCAAAUGUUGCGCACCGGAGCGUUUGGAGCUGCGGAGGACGCGCACGGAGGAAAACGCAACUUCAGAACACCUGCACGUCGGUCAACGCCAAGAUUUUAACCCGCAGCUUCCAGUCUUGGAAACGCUAACUACACCAUGUUGGACUGCCGACACUAGAGCCGAAUAACUGAGGAGACACCACCAGACAUGUCUGAAUAACACUGGUGGUGAUGACACCAACACUGACCUUUGCCCUCAAAGCCUGACCUCUGAUUGGUCAGGGCUCAGAGUGAAACACGCCGUAAGAGAGCUACGAUGUCUGUCCAGGAAGCUUCCCAGGGGCAAACGCUGCCUCCAACCAUGAAACCUGAGGCCAAGCCAAGACCAGAUAUCCCCCCGAAGCCCUCAAGUCAAACUGGCUCCCCACCUCUGGGGGACGGAGGCGACGGCACAAACCUUUCCUCUGGGAAAGUCAAAAGGAUUGUAAACAAGUUCAGCAAGCAGAACUCUGUGCAGGAGGAGGCGGAAGAACGACCCACCAACGGUACCUCAGUCACACAGAGCAAGCGGCUCAGGAGGCCGCCGACAAUAAAGCCCAAACCAGGCCGCAGCAGCCUGCAGCUUCAGAUAAAGGAGGAGCAGGCUCCUCCGCUGCCCAUGAAGAGGAGUCGCAUCCAGCAGAAACAGACGAAGAGCCUGGGAGGAGACGGGGGCGAUGGCAUCAGUGUGGACGGAGGUCGAUCAGCGCCAGAUGGAAAGGAGGUGGAGGUGCAGCUGAUUGGAGGAGGUGAAGCGGAGGUGGGGCACAGCCCGGACACGCCUCUCAGUCCCUGCUGCGACCCCAGCUGCAGCUGCGUGUGCCACCGCCAGUGGCCUGGCAUGAAACUGAUAUGGGUGCCCGUGGAAGUGGAUGACGGUGGGGAGGAGGUUGGAGGAGGAGAAGAGGAUGAGACUGAUGUGGAGGAGCAGACGGGGGAGGAUGGGGAAGACUGGCUGGAGUAUGAGGAGAUAGAGCUGGGAGGGGACGGGGGCAGUAAGGACGGGGACGAGGUGGACGGGGUUUCUGAGGCCGAAGAGACCGACAUGCAAAACAUGAAACAAGAGAAAGCAAAGUUCAACCAGUCUUUGGAUGUUUUGAUUUCUGAGGCUUACAGACGGAGGUCGGACCCCGGGCCCCACAGUGUCCUCACCUCUCUCGCUGUCCCUCGCUCUCAGUCUCCCCCUGUUCCCCCAAAACUAACUAAGUCGCCCCCAGUCCACCAAAUACCUCCUCAAGAUGACGAAGACAAUAUUUACGAGGCCACGCUUCCAUUUUUUGACCCUGCUCCUAAAAAGACAGCACCUGUGUGUAAGGAACUGGAUAUUCCUCUUAUCAAGGUGCGCAAACCGGCGCGUCGGUCUAAACUGUCCUACAGCACCUCAGACCCUACAUCUGAGUUUCAGAUGAAUGAGGAACCCUCCAGCCAGAAAGACGCGCCGCCUGCCAUCCCCCCGAGGAUGCCUGUGAUUCCAGACAGCCGCUGCCUUUCGCCGGUGCACCGGGGCGGGAUUCCUCUCCCACAGCCCACCCUGGAGGAGUGGAGGGCCCUUAGACCUUCAUCGCCCUGCAGCUCCAUUGCCAGCGGCCUGAGCCCCCAACGAGCCAUCACUCCGCCCCUGGCCACCCCCCUGCAGCCUCACAGACCCCCGCCGGCGCCACCAAAGACAGACCCUCGCAGGCUCAGCAGCGCCUCGAUGCAGUCCCUCGCGCCGAAAAGAGAAGCAGAGGAGAAUGGAGGAAAUGAAGGAGAUAAAGACGACAAAGUGGAAGAAGUGAACAGCUCCCUCAGGGGUGUGUCUUUCUGGGAGUCCCGUCUACAGGAUGAGCCUCUUUACCAAACAUACCGCGCCACUGUCAUCAACAAGGAGAUCCGACGGCAGACAGUUUGCCGUAACAUCAGUAAGGCCAGCGUGGACUUUGCUAUGGAUUUGACGGCCCGUCGCUCUGGGACUGGGGCCGGAGCCAUGACAGGAAACGGACCCCCCAGGGGCAGCCCUGUGGCCGCACCCCAUCAGAGCACUCUGUGGCAGGACCUCCCGGCUGUGAGGGACAGCGGAGCGUUAGAGCAACUCACCCCCGAGCAGUGCAAGUACCAGGAGAGCAUGUUUGAAGUUCUGACGUCGGAGGCCUCGUACCUUCGAUCCCUGCGGGUCCUGACCGAGCACUUCCUGGACAGCCGCGAGCUGGAGGACACGAUGAUCAUCCGGGACAAAAAGACUCUCUUCUCCAACAUCCUGAGGGUCAGAGAGGUCAGCGAGAGGUUCCUGAAAGACCUUGAGGACCGCAUAUUCCAUGACCUGGUCUUCUCCGACAUCUGUGACAUCAUCCACUACCACGCCCAACACAAGUUCCCCGCCUACAUCGACUACGUUCGCAACCAGAUCUACCAAGAAAAGAUCUUCACUACUCUCAUGAAGAACAAUACGCCGUUUGCUGCCGUCAUCACUCGUCUCCAGGAGUCGCCGCAGUGCCAGCGGCUGCCCUUCAUGUCCUUUCUGCUGCUUCCCUUCCAGCGGAUAACACGUAUCAAAAUGCUCACGGAGAACAUCCUGAAGAGGACAAAGGAGGGGACGAAAGAGGAGGAGACUGCUUCCAAGGCUUUGGCUUCCAUGUCGAAGAUCAUCGACGAGUGCAACACUCAGGUGGGAAAGAUGAGACAGAUGGAGGAGCUGAUCCACGUCUCUCAGACUCUGGAGUUUGACAAGCUCAAGGCCAUCCCGAUCAUCUCUCAAAAUCGAUUCCUGGAGAAGAAGGGAGAGCUGCAGGAGAUGUCCAAAGGAGGAACUCUGUUCAACAUGAGGGCCAAGUUCACUCCCGUCCACCUCUUCCUCUUCAACGACCUGCUCAUCAUCGCUGCCAAGAAGGGCAGUGCGGAGCGUUUUGUGGUUGUCGACCACGCCCACCGCUCUCUGGUGCAGAUGCAGCCACUGGAGGAGGGCGGGAGUGGCAGCGGCAGCGGCGGCCCCUACGAGCACUGCUUCAAUCUCACCCUGCUGGAAAACCAUCAGGGGCGAAUGUUUGAGCGACUCUUCAAAGCUCCUUCCCAGUCAGACAUGCACAGGUGGAUGGCAGCUUUCCCAAACCCCACCAAAACAACCACCGAUGAAGAUGAAGUGAUUUAUGAAGACUGGGACUGUCCUCAGGUGCAGUGUGUGGAGCAGUACAUCGCCCAGCAGGCGGACGAGCUCACACUGGAGCCCACUGAGAUCGUCAACAUCAUCCGCAAAACCAAUGAGGGCUGGUACGAAGGCAGCCGCCUGUCAGACGGACAGCAGGGCUGGUUCCCCGUGGGAAACGUCAUAGAGAUCACCAACGAGCACGUGCGGAGGCGAAACCUCCGAGAACGCUACAGGGUCAUUCAGGCCGCGGCUAUGGUCUCCAACACCAAGGCCCGCACCAUCAAUUAGUGCCGACCUAGUUGAAGUUUACAUUGAAUCAUUUUCCAAAAUGGAAAAUGCUGUACAAAGAUUAUUCAGGGGCUUUAAUUGGUUUUAAGUGUCAGCUUCUAACACCCAGGAAAGGAAAGAGGAAACGUCACAAAAGACCUGCAAUCAUCAAUUUAUUUAUACAAGUGUGUGUGCGUGCACGUGCGUGUGCAUUUAAGCACCUCGGAACUUGACGUAAAUCAUUUAUCACUGAAGCUCCAAGCAACUAUGUCGUUUGUGCAUGUUUGCGUUCAAUAACUGAGCAGCCCUGCACUAACCUCGUGCACAGCUGCCAAACAGCCAGACCGACGUGCCAAUCAUUCCUGCAAUAACAAGGAAAAUAGUCAAACCUGCUGCAAAGAAAAGAGACAGGCGUUCCUGUAGAACUCGCACAUGCAUAGUCGAGUUAUGUCCUCCUCAUUCCUGUCACGCAUACAAACACGUCAGCUGUCAGCGAGGCGGGGAGAGUUUAAGAUGUGACACAUUCUGUGAUUCGAUUUGACAGAUUAGAGAUUGGCUGCUGGAAAAAUAAAUCUAGUCACUUCAAUAAAUCCCAAAACUACAAACCCCAGACUUCUAACAAGCACAAAAGCUUUGGACAUGCAUGUGAAUGGAAGCUGAGCUGUCGAUGUUUCUCAUGUUUCAGGAGCCGUUGACUAGCACGUCAGCUUAUGCCACUGGUCGUUGUGGAGUAAUGCUGCAGCUCCAUCUGCAGUGAAGAGUUUGUAUUAUUUAUGUAUUAACUGCGAAUGUACAAUAUGUUGUAAAUAAUGAGUGGAGGAUUCUUUUCCUUCAAAAACACUAGCAGUGCUUUUAAUAAAAAAACUUUUU
Molecule: messenger RNA, 4650 nt
Organism: Paralichthys olivaceus (Japanese flounder)
Lineage: Eukaryota; Metazoa; Chordata; Actinopteri; Pleuronectiformes; Paralichthyidae
Gene: arhgef15b
Product: Rho guanine nucleotide exchange factor 15b
Biological process (GO): activation of GTPase activity
Molecular function (GO): guanyl-nucleotide exchange factor activity; protein binding
Source: RefSeq, a predicted model, not a curated record